AAUGAGUCUCAUAUAUAAAAAUCAUCUAGUGUUUCCAACAUUCAAACAUUCAGAAACUAUUACUACUCAUAAACCUUCAUCAUUAAGACCUAUUUAGAGAUUUUAAUCAGUUACACCUAUAAGGUAAGGAAAUGCAUGCAAGAUUCGUCCUCUCAAUAUUACUGCUCUGCCUGGAAAUGAAACAACUAUCAAUGGAGAAAGUACGAUAACACCUAGAUAAAAGCAAUUACCAAUUCUUACACCUCGAAUAUAGAGAAGCGAUGAAUAAAACUUGCAUGAUUAUUUAGAUCAUCUAAAUUCGAUCAGAAAAUAAAAAUAACCAACAAAAUAGGCUGUAAUGAAAAAAAUUAGAACUGAAACUGAAAUAAUGAAACUCGAAAGCUAAACUUUAAUAUAAAGAUUUAAAAAAGUCAAAGAAUAGCAGGAAUAAAAAAAAAAAUAUUCACUUUUGUAAACCAUUAAGAAUCCAUAAGCUUAACAAUAUAUUAAUUUUAGCAAAUAAAUAUUUAAUUUAAUACAUAAUUUACAUUAAUUAAAAGUAUAGAGAUAAAAUUAUAUUUUAGGAAUAUUUAAAUAAUUCAAGAAAGAUGUUUUAAGUGGUAAAAAAUUUAAUUGGUAUGAAAAAGAAUUUAAAAAAAAUCUUAUUGAAAUAAUCAGCUGAUGAAUUAAUAGACUUUUAGGACAUAGCAAAAAUGUGUUGCAUUCGUGAAAUACAAUAUAUAAAUGGAGAAUAAAGAAUGAUAGACAAAUUUGAUUUGACCUUGAUGGAUGAUCUUACAUAUAUGAGUGAAGCAAUAGAGAAUUUGUUAUUAUAAAAUAAUUUGAAUGCAAUUAAAAGAAUGAGCGAUAAUGUAUUUAGGUUAAUAAAUCCUAGAUUUAAAUUGAAGAAUUAGAGAUUUCAAAACUAAGAGAAUAAUUGGGGAUGAGAGAAGAAGAUUAAAAGUUGUCUGUCUCUACUUUGGCAAUGCAAAGAUUUAAACCUCAUUUAGAAUUAGAUAGCAUAGAAUAAAGAUUAGGAUAAUUAUCAUAGAUACCAAAAUAAUUCAGAUAAACUUCAUAAGUUUUAUGUGAAAUAGUUGAUAAAUUAAACGAAUGA
Paramecium sonneborni is the source of this 1096-nucleotide messenger RNA. The record is from the annotation of a GenBank genome assembly. Lineage: Eukaryota; Ciliophora; Oligohymenophorea; Peniculida; Parameciidae.